Messenger RNA from Pseudogymnoascus destructans, 1144 nucleotides. It is a transcript of the gene RAI1, whose product is annotated as Protein rai1. Gene Ontology annotation, biological process: NAD-cap decapping; nuclear-transcribed mRNA catabolic process. The record is from RefSeq and is a predicted model, not a curated record. Lineage: Eukaryota; Fungi; Ascomycota; Leotiomycetes; Thelebolales; Thelebolaceae. Gene Ontology annotation, molecular function: mRNA 5'-diphosphatase activity. Gene Ontology annotation, cellular component: cytosol; nucleus. The coding region runs from base 227 to 1033 and encodes 268 amino acids. The transcript has 6 exons.
AAUGUUAUGAUUGAUCCUGUUGAGGGGAUAGUCGGAUGCACGAUCGAUAAGAUAGCGGGAUGUGGGGUCACUGCAGUGGUGCUCAAGCUCCUAACGCCCGUCCAUCGACAAGGCUGUCCCGCCAGCCUCCUCACCUCUUCCCAAUCGCACAGCUUUCGCAACCCCCCCAUUUUUUAUACAGCUCCCAAUGUAACCAUAUUCAAGAUAUCCUCUAACCAUUCUAACCAUGGAAAACCCAAAAGCAACCCUCCCCAUCCACCCCCCCCACCGCUGGACCGGCCCCAGCGCCCCCAUGAAGCGCCCCAAAGAAAUCGCCUGCUUCUCCUACACCCCCUCCCACGAAUACCGUCCCGACGCGUCGGGGCUGCGGUACUACUACCCCCCCCGCCUCGGCGCGGACCUGUGUAAGGGGUUUGAGACGUUUGAGAAGCUGGAUGAGAGCACGGAUGACCAUUUGGAGAGUUUGUUGAGGACGAUUGUGGGGGUGGAGAGGGAGAGGGGGGGGAGAUGUGAGGCGGAUGUUGUGACGUGGAGGGGGAUGAUGACGAAGUUGUUGGCGUGUCCGUUUGAGGAUCGGGAUGGGUUUGAGAUGAAUGCUACGUUUUACCAAGGCACGAUAUAUAUCGAAGAGAGCCACGAAUAUAAAGCACAAAGACAAGCGCGACAGAGCAGGGUUCAAACAGCCCCAGGCCGGCCGAGUCAAGACAUGAUGUCCUACUGGGGCUACAAAUUCGAAACCCUCUCCCUCCUCCCCGACACCUGGGACGCCACAUCCCGCGAGUACAUCGAAGGGCGCGAAGAGCAAAUCGUCAACAACGCCGCGCAAUACUGUUCCGUCGUACAAACCGGCAUCGGUGACACCUCCCUCAUCAUCGGCGGCGAGAUCGACGCAAUCUGGGACUCCAAACCCCCCCCCCGACCAGCCAAACCAACUUCGUCGAGCUCAAAACCUCUCUCGACCCCUCCAGCCCCCGCGACUUGCAAGCAUUCGAACGCAAACUCCUCAAAUUCUGGCUUCAAUCCUUCCUUUUAGGGGUCCCCAAGAUAAUCGUCGGAUUCCGCUCCGCCAACGGUCAACUACGACGGCUAGAGGAGCUGGAGACGGCCAAGAUUCCGGGGAUCGUGAAGAAGAGGGGGGGGUGGG